CAUCUUGUGCAGUGUAACCUUUCUCCACGUUCUUUUUCUAUUGGAAGUGACGUCAUACACAUGGCCGAUGCAUUACUUUGCAGAAAAGUGAAUUGUUUACAAAUUUCGUGUUUCUGAAGUCCUCUUUCAAUAUUAAGGAAAAUGAUUGUAACAUUAAAAACUCUACAGCAGCAGACCUUUAAGGUCGAAGUUGAUCCAGAACAGACGGUUAAAGAAUUGAAACAAAAGGUAGAAAAGGAAAAGGGAGCUGAUGCAUUUCCAGCAGCAGGACAGAAACUUAUAUAUGCAGGCAAAAUUCUUGAUGAUGAAAAACCUGUUGGUUUCUACAAAAUUGAGGAGAAGAACUUUGUUGUUGUUAUGGUUACAAAGCCUAAACCAGCUGCAGAUUCGACAGUCAUAGCAUCUGUUCCCACCCCUGCUGCACCCACAAGGGCUGCCCCUGCCCCUUCCCCACAGCCAGCACCUCCUUCAGCUGUAGAACCCACAAAAACAGAGUCGGUGUCAGAGCCACCAUCAAACACAUCUAGUUCAACAGAUGCCAGUUCAGACCCUUCAGUAUCAGAAUCAAACCUAACACAAGCGUCAGACACAACGGCCUCGGGAUCUGACAUCAGUACUGCUAGUGCAGAGAGUGCCCUUGUCACUGGGCAAAUGUACGAGGAUGCAGUGGCAAACAUCGUUGCAAUGGGGUUCGCACGAUCUGAAGUCCAGAGGGCCAUGAGGGCAAGCUUUAAUAAUCCUGACCGGGCAGUUGAAUAUCUCUUUAAUGGAAUCCCAGAAUUGCCCCGUGAGGAGCCUCCCCCUGCCCCCACUGGAGAUGCCCCCACUCCCCCAAGACCUGCAGCACCUGUGGCGGCUCCAGCGGCAGGAACCGGCGCCCGGACUGGGGCCCCUCCUGCGAGUGGUACUGCAUCUGCUGGCUCCCCGGGCCAGCUGACUGGGCCUCCCCCUGGGGCCCAGCUUUCCGGCGAGGAGACCCUGGCGUUCCUACGCAACCAGCCCCAGUUCCAGCACAUGAGGAACCUCCUGCAACAGAACCCCUCCCUGCUCCCUGAGCUCUUGCAGCAGAUUGGCAGAUCUAACCCCACACUCCUACAGUUGAUAAGUCAGAACCAGGAGCAGUUUAUUUCGAUGUUGAAUGAGCAGGGUGGGGAAAGUGUAGCUGGUGGACAGGGCCGAACACCCGGGGAGGGGGUGAUACACGUUACACAGGAGGAAAAGGAGGCUAUAGACAGGUUAAAAGCACUGGGAUUUCCAGAAGGCCUGUGUAUUCAAGCAUAUUUUGCAUGUGAAAAAAAUGAAGAACUCGCUGCUAACUACCUUUUAAGCCAUGGUUUUGAUGACGAUGACUCUUGAGUGUAUUUAUUUGUGACAUUUAAUUAAACAUUUGUUAUAAUACAAAUAUUAAAAUCUGUUGCCAAUGU
This is a messenger RNA of Dreissena polymorpha, 1424 nucleotides long. RefSeq names its product UV excision repair protein RAD23 homolog B-like. The record is from RefSeq and is a predicted model, not a curated record. Gene Ontology annotation, biological process: nucleotide-excision repair; proteasome-mediated ubiquitin-dependent protein catabolic process. Gene Ontology annotation, molecular function: polyubiquitin modification-dependent protein binding; proteasome binding; ubiquitin binding. Bases 142 to 1356 code for a protein of 404 amino acids. The transcript has 9 exons. NCBI's taxonomy places the organism in Eukaryota, Metazoa, Mollusca, Bivalvia, Myida, Dreissenidae. Gene Ontology annotation, cellular component: nucleoplasm; cytosol.